Aspergillus heteromorphus CBS 117.55 is the source of this 1119-nucleotide messenger RNA. Its product is annotated as F-box domain protein. The record is from RefSeq and is a predicted model, not a curated record. Gene Ontology annotation, molecular function: protein binding. NCBI's taxonomy places the organism in Eukaryota, Fungi, Ascomycota, Eurotiomycetes, Eurotiales, Aspergillaceae. The transcript is spliced from 6 exons. The coding region runs from base 1 to 1119 and encodes 372 amino acids.
AUGGCGUUCGACUGCUACUGCGCGUUGUGCGGUGUUGGGUUCUGUGGCAUGCAUAUCGAGGCACCGUCUGAGACCGCGACCGAGCGGCGCAGACGCUGGAUCGAGAAGCGAUGCCGCGCGCUGCAGGCCGGGAGGGACAUCGGCCAGGUGUCAGAGGGAGAGGAGACUGAGGACCCCGUCCGCAGCUAUGAUCCCCGGAUUGUCGGCUGGGACAACAUCUCCUGGCUGUAUAAGGCUCAUUGCCUGGGGUGGAACGAAAGCGCUCCUGCUGGCACGAGCAAAGCGUUCAUUUCCGACGAAGGAUAUUACGCCGAUUCAGGAGAGUUAGUUGUCAAGGCCAGAUCUGAUCGUGAUCGACCCCGAUCUCAACGUGUUUUUUCAUGCUAUGGCCAUGGCUCCGAGGAGGCACCCGGACCGGUCCUGCCGUUCCACUGGUGCUGUUUUGAGAUUCUGACCCGCACCCUGACGGGCGCGAGUGACACCGAGAAUGUCAAUAUGGAUGUGUUGUACAAUGUCAUGACGCCCCUGUGCAACAUGUCGAGCUCCGCACUGCAGUUGAGCUACGGAAAUGACGUCGAGCGAGCCCAGGGUCGCUACUGGGAAUGCAUCCCGGGCGCAGAGUAUUGCGCCACACACCCGACUAACACUCCGGGUAUCGACGAGUACAUCCAGACCGCCCUGGAAACGAAUUCCGGCCUGAAGACCUCGUCUGCCGAGCUGAAUCUGAGAGGACGCGAUCCCACCAGCCCGUUCGGCCGAUUGCCCCUCGAAAUUGUGUAUCAGAUCUGCAUGUUCCUCCCCGGCGAUGCGGUCAAAGCCCUGGGGCAGGCGUCCUUGAGCAUCCACCUCGUGACCCAGGAUAACUUGUUCUGGAAGAAGUUCAUGCAGCGUGACAUGCCGUGGCUCUGGGAGCUCCAGGGAGCGAAGAGUCGCAAGAUUCCGCAGGACGUCAACUUCAAGCGGCUUUAUAUGUGGUUGAAUCGGAUCACGGCUCCGCGGUACGGCAUGGACGAUGUGAAGCUGAUCGGCGUUGCGAAUCGGAGGCGCAUCUGGGGGGUUUGCGAGGAGCUCGCCGAUCGUUAUCACGAAAGCUUGCCUCAGCCCACCGUUAGUGGCUGA